This is a messenger RNA of Triticum dicoccoides, 2119 nucleotides long. RefSeq lists its product as uncharacterized. Bases 162 to 1697 code for a protein of 511 amino acids. Gene Ontology annotation, cellular component: nucleus; site of double-strand break. The transcript is spliced from 15 exons. Gene Ontology annotation, biological process: double-strand break repair. NCBI's taxonomy places the organism in Eukaryota, Viridiplantae, Streptophyta, Magnoliopsida, Poales, Poaceae. The record is from RefSeq and is a predicted model, not a curated record.
ACUUGAAGUUACAAAUCCUUCCAGCAUAUCAUAGUGAGAACCUCAUUUGUCUCAGCAAUUUUGGAGCUUUUGACAAGAGUAAAUCAGAAGCCACUUCUAGUUCUAACAAGCCAGAGCUUGGAAAGAGUGAAGUUGCAGCUGCUGGCAGCACAGGGAGCCUUAUGGGUUCAGCAGACUCAAGUUUCAAAGAAGUGGAAUGGAGUGUCUUAUACACUGCCCAACUAAUUCAAAAGGCAAAGAAGUUUCAUGAUGGCGUUAUAAGGCUUGUCCAAGCUGGUCCAAAUGUAAAGCAGAUUCUUUUACUGGAUGAAGAAGGUGGAGUGCUUGGCACCAGAUAUUUCAAUCCAGGUGAAUCUAUUGAAUGUGGAAAGAGAUGUCAGUUUCCUAAUCAUAUUAUCGAAGUCACUGAGCUCAGAAAUAAAAUGAAAGAUGUAGAACACACACAUGCUGCUGGGGAGGCUUCAAGUCACACAGUGCCUAAGAAUGGAGAGAAUAUGCGUGAAAAGGAUGACAAAAGUAAAUCUCCAAAGUUUGUUAGUCCAUUCAAGCUCCAUGAUCAUCGGAAGACUAAAACAAGAAGCACUACCGACUCUAACAAGCCACAGGUCGGAAAAUCAGCAUGUAGUAACGUGGGCGAUCCACUUAACUAUCAUGUAUUUACGGAUCUUCAGAGGGGUAAACCAGAUUGCACGGUUGGUUACAGAAGAACAGACCUGGGGUCAACAUCUAGCGACAUCGACAAUCAACAUAAAUUCAAUGAUUUUGCAGAUAACCAGAGGGGCACAUCAGAACUAUCUACCAGCAAAUCAACAUUUAAUGACCUGGGAAAAUCAACAUUUGGUGGAAUGGAUGAUCCACAUAAAUUUGAUGAUUUUGCAGGCACCCAGAGGGGUACAUCAGGAUUUUCUACCAGUUAUAACCGGCCAGAAGUUGGCAAAUCAACAUUUAAUGACCUGGGAAAAUCAACAUUUGGUGGCAUGGAUGAUCCGCAUAAAUUUGAUGAUAUCCAGAGGGGUAAAUCAGGAUUUCCUACCAGCUAUAACCGGCCAGAAGUUGACAAAUCAAUUCUUAAUAGAAUGGAUGAUCCACUAAAAUUUUGUGGUCUUCGGGAUGGCAAAUCAGUGUGUCCCACUAGUUUUGUCAGGAGAGAGGUUGGAAAAUCAAAAUUUGGCAACGCUGAUGAUUCUUUACGGACUGCUUCCCAAAUACUAUCUAUCAUGAAGCCCCCAGCUGGAUUGUCUCACUUUGCUACCCAGCUUCGUACAUCUGUGCAAUCUUGCUUGAAGCUGGAUACUGCACAUGCAAAGAACUCAGCAAUCACUCAUAAUAGGAAUGAAUUAUCAGGGAAUGCUUAUCCAACUUACAAUCAUCAGGCCAUCAUGAAACCACCAGCUUUUGAUGCUUCGGACUUGGAAUUGAUAGAUCUCCCAGGAUCUGAGAUGUGCAAUGCAAACGAGCAGAAACUAGAAUCAUCAGGCAAUCUUAACACUGUAAACUGUAAUGGUACAGGUUCUGCGCCAAUUCCGAAUGACACUAGCAUGCCAAACGUGCGAGAAGACAAAAGUGGAAGUGCAGAUCAGCUCGGUGCAAAUAACACAGCAGAGGACCCUAAAUAUGAUGGCCCUUCUCGUACGUGUAGAGAUCCCACGAUCCAGGAUUUGAUAGAUGACUGCCCUUCUUUUGAUCUUGGCUUCUAAUGGAAGUGGAAGGGUGCCGUGCAUGGCUUGGGCGGACUGUGUCACGAAACGAUCAGAUCUCUUGAUUGCUGGCGAGAGAUCAGGCAAAAGCAGCAGUUUUUCUCAAGAAAUUAGGCGCGUUGAGCGGGUGAAGGAAUGAUCCUACGUGUGGGUGGUCACUGUACAGUUUUUUACUCUUGUCUUGCGUCCUUGUUUAUGUUAGCGAGUGAUUGCUUUACCUUUUGAGUUAUACUACUAAUAUAUAGCAUGGCCUUUCCGUUGCUUUACCUUUUGUUUUAUAAAUAUAAAGCAUGGCCUUUUUGUUGAUAAAAUCAGAGACUGAAACAUGUUUUUGCAAAAAAAAAAACAUGUAUUUGCAGUGAAAAGUCAUGGAUGCUGUUUAUAGAAUCGAAAUCUCAUGGAGACUUUUUUAUAUUGUUGGC